Molecule: messenger RNA, 3290 nt
Organism: Amoebophrya sp. A25
Lineage: Eukaryota; Dinophyceae; Syndiniales; Amoebophryaceae
Source: the annotation of a GenBank genome assembly
AGGACGGUAACGAAAUAAACGAUAAAUAGAACGACAACUUUGACUUUCCGUUAAGGAUUUAGUAUUUCUGUUAAAAGAACUACGAAGAAGAAUCUCAUUGUUUUUUCCUAUGUCGUGAUAUCGAUCGGGGUGAUACUGGAUUCUUGAAGCCAACAACGUUUUGAAUUACAUCUUUCGCUCGUGUAUGCGCGAUGAGAUAGAAGACAAUAUAAGAAUUAGCCUGCAAACCAACAUGAUGUGAAUCACGUCGAUGAAGGACUUGCUACCUUGAGCUUGACGGUGAUCGUCGACGAAGCAACCCCAUAGUACAGAUGCCAAUAAGACACCUCGUAAAGAAGCAGGCGUAAGUAGAAGGAGCCGUCAAGUCCGAAACUACAAGGACUUGUAUGUUUGCAUUCGACGACCGGACACCUUCUAGACGAGCCCUUCACUAACUACAACAACUGUGUUGAGGCGAAUUAUACGACAACGACCAGUUGUAACUUAAGGGUAGGCUAAAGGUGCUUUUCUUACCGCUUUUUAUGCCUCUCCUAAGGGAGAAAGGCAUAACAAGCGGGGUAAGCGAGCACCAAAAACCUACCUCUAAGUAACAAAAAGUGUGACCGCACGGACAUCAACGUCUUUUAAUCCGGCGCAACCGAGACCGACCACUAGGACUUCUACAAAUACUAGAAGAUGCCAUUCGUAUGCGGAGUGCAGGUGGAGCACAUGCUCAUGGUUCUCAAGGGCCUCGAGGGCUUGUCAAAUACGGUGGUUAUUUUAAGGCAGAAUUAGAUGUAAAUUAUUUAACCUUAACCGACACUGUGUCUGUGAGCAGUGAGCUACAGCGGAGGAGAAGAACGAUCUGAAAAAUUAUAAUAGAUACACCCACAGCUUGAUGUCCCAUUUACUUGUGGGCCUCUCACAGUCACAUAGUACCCGCGUCUUCUUCUAACUAUCACAGUAAAAGAAGACGAAGGUAUGUAUGGACAUGCGCAGGACGAUUCGUUGGUGGCGCUGUGUAACUGGAAAUUGCAGUACGACUCUUUUCCGCUCUUCGAAUUCUUCAAGACUCAUAAACAAAUGUACUAUACUUCGUACUUCUAGUGGAGGUCGUUAUUCAAGUACUAUGACAUUUCUUUGUAAUGUCGAAUGAGUGGGAAUGUUCUUCUAGCUGCAUUAUCUAUGUGCUACUGCUAAUUGUACUUCUGACUUUUUUUUAGCGAGAAACAUGCAAGACGAAGAUCCUAAGACCUUUGGAGAUAAGAGUAGAUAGCCCAGUAAAGGACUUACUUACGCUGGAGAACUGUACUCGAUGAACGCGUGAACAAUUUACAGGAUCAGCUGGAAGCUUGAUGUAAGGAAUCUGCAGAAAAUGCUGGCAGGCGCGGAAAGAACAGGCGUAGUGGAGAUAUUCAGCAACGACAACCCAACCUUUCUUGGAAUAACAUACGUCAACUCCAAAGUUGCCAGGAAUGAGGUUCAUCCUCUAAGUUCCCUUCCUAGAAAAGUUGUCAAUUUGUUUCCAUACAUCUUUUAUGAUGCUGGACAUAUAGUACUUCAUCUACUUGAUACCAGUACUCACAACUCUCACCACCACUAUACACCGUUUUCACAGGAAUUCCAUUCUCUUAACAGGAAUUUCAUGCGAAGCUGCCUUUGAUGAAGAUUACGGAUGAGGACAAAAGCAGAAUAGACUGCGUACCAGAGGAGUACUAUGACAAUCGAGCGACGAUAUCAUCGAGGACCUUCUGCCAUGUAUUUUCUUAAUACGACUCUACUUUUUAGCUGCACAUGAUGAAUUUAGGGUCACGACUCAGGAAAACAUAAUUGACGAAGCUCAAAAGUAUGCUCCUUAUUGGAAAAAUCUUGGCUUUGAAGUUGGCAUUGCUUUUCGUGUCGUAUGUUGUUCAUUUUUAUAUUCAAGGCUUCGCAUCGGCAUCGACAUCGUCCGAGCAAGUCGAUGAGAAACACAACUACAUGCAGUAGCUCAGAUAAUCUUGAUCUUCAUCAAAAAGUCUACUUGUUUUUUCAGAUAAUUCAAGGGAUGCAGGGAAUUGGAGCCAAUAUCCGCUUUCAGCUAGACGCGGAGCAUUUUCGUUGCACCGUAGAGAACGCAGAGACAGGUAUUAUCCUUGUCCCUUUUUAUUUCUUGACAGACGUUACUUUUAUGUACUUAGUUAAGGUAACAUUUACAUGAUCGCCAUCGCUCGCGCUCCUAACUGAUCUGUUGUUAUAUCUGCGGUGAGACAAAAUCAAAAAUCUUCAUCGAAUAAGUAUUAAAUGAUCUAGAAAAAUAUCAAUCUUGUUCUUCUUCCUAGCAGCACACACGAACUAAAGGUUUCUCUCUCGCGACUUCUGUUGGUCAUAGAACAGACGAGACGAAUAUCGCGAGGAAUUCUUGGGUAGACCUCAACGGCGUCAAAAAAAGUUUUGAUCAACGGUUUCCGCUGAAGUUCCUACAGUUAAGGUCAGCCUUUACCCAUCUUUCUGAGCAUCUUGGUGGCCGCGUCUUGAAGAGAAAACGGCCAGUCCAAAAAAAAAAGAUGCUCAGGAAGAUGGAUUUAGACGAGGUCUAAUACAGAUUUUUACCAAUUGCGCGAACCAAGCCGUGAUUGCUGAGCUCUACUUCGCGCCGAAUCAACCGAUUAUCAUCCGAUAUCUGAUUUUACGGGGCGGUUUCAAGUCAAUAAUGCGAUACACAUACAAGUAGGUCAGUAUAGAAUUAUAAUCGUACAGCGUCUUCUUGGUAGACACUCCAUCAGGACAAGAACUCAUCUUCAAUUUAUUCUUUCUAAUCUUUGGCGAUUCCAAAAAGAACGGUUAUGUCAGCUUUAUGACGACUCCGUUGCUACAGGCGGAUGGCCAACGCGACGAGGAUGUGGCACCAGGUGAUGAGGAUAUCUAAUUCAUUGUUGGGGAUGUUGGGAAUGGACGAAAGUGUGGAUGAUGAGCUGACGAACUUUCGGCUGAAGUAAGCAUUGCUCUCUACAACAUGCUCAUGUGUUUACGGUGCUUCAUUGUUCGAAAUCGAAGGUUGUUGGCGAUCGAAUUUCAUCUGAACUACGAGAGUCACGCAUUUACAGACCCUGAAGAUGAUGCAAAAAUGUUGGUUUUAAGGAUCAUCAUACCGGCGGAUGUUGAUAAUUUGCUUCUGCGCACCUAAAUCUGUCCCCAUUCGCAGGCCAUGCAUGGCGCCUGGAUGUAAGUAAUUGCUCUCUAUAAUGUAAGUACCCUCAGACCAUUUUUCCUGGAGGGGGCAUGAUCAUGUUUAUUAUGUGAGUCCUGAGCGUCUACCCGGUGACGUCUAC